Messenger RNA from Trichoderma gamsii, 1374 nucleotides. Its product is annotated as HypA protein. The transcript is spliced from 5 exons. Lineage: Eukaryota; Fungi; Ascomycota; Sordariomycetes; Hypocreales; Hypocreaceae. The record is from RefSeq and is a predicted model, not a curated record. Bases 1 to 1374 code for a protein of 457 amino acids. Gene Ontology annotation, molecular function: oxidoreductase activity.
AUGGCUACAGCAUACAAGAUACAGAUUGACCCUAAUCGGGUCGGUCUCCUAGGUUACAAGCACAACGAAACUGCAGCAGCCAAGCUGUCUGAACUGCUUCAAAAAGAUCUCGACAGGCAUCAUGUCUUCUUCCUGGCGAGAGGUUACCACAACCAUAUGGCACACCACCUAUGUACACUCUACGGCGCAGGAGCAACUCCCGAAGAGCUCCAGGCGGCGUUCGACCGUGAUGCUGAACUUCAGGUUGAUCAGUUUCAGUUAAAUGAUGGCGUUCUCGAGGACCUUCGCCGAGAUUGGGCAGCCAAUGCUCCCAAGUAUCUCGGAGACGCCAAGUACUACACCGAUUUCCUGCGAUAUUUCCAGGAGCAAGUAGACGCAAGGGGGUGGAAGAAUGCAUUGGUGGAAUAUCUCUUCAGCGGCAAAGAGAGCACUCACGACAUGUACCGUCGCAGCUGGGGCAGCUUUGCCCAUUCAUUCAUCCAGCUCAUGUAUGGCAUCGAGUGGGAUCAGCCCGCCAUCAUCGCCCAAGGCCUGGCCCAGUCCGCCAUCCACGACACCUACGUGGGCGAUUUCCUGAACAAGGUGGACAAGGCAGCAGCGAACCGGCCUUCACAGCGCCUCAACACGUCUGAGCUGUACGAACAGGUCCACUCCGACCCGGCCUUUGUCAACAGCGUGCGCAAUGGAAAUCCAAACAAGAUCUUGAACAGCGUCGAGGUUCUGUGCCCUGACGAGGCUGUGAAUUAUCUCACGCAGGUCAAGGCUGACCCCAAGAAGCUGGCAGAAGGCAUCGCGGAGAACAUCCAUGCGGCCGCGUACAUGGCGUCGGCGUGUGUCUUCCACCCUCCAGACUACCCGAGGUUUGACUUUUUUCUCAUUCAUCAUCUUACCAUUGGGCCAUUCUUGCUCUUAAUCCAAGAUGUUACAUGGAUCCCGGACUCAGUUAAACUGCAAACCCUCGAGUGGAAGACUCGCUUUGACAUUCUCCACUACGUUGUACGAUGGGCCCCGCCCCUGCAACUGGGCAGCAUCAGCAGCUACAUGCCAAAAGACUCUGCGCUGGUGAAGAACUGGGAGGAGCUGCUUCCCGGGUUCAUCAACAUGCCCGACGACGGCCAUGUGGUCAAGACUGCGAGGGCUCUGGGCCUUGCGCAGCGCCUUUCUCAAGAGUACCUCGACCGGCCAUGGAUACGCAUUAGAGACGAUAAGACGUGGUUGAACACGCAGUACCUCCUUCUGGACAGCACCUGGGAGCACCCCGAGUUUCCGUGGGUGCGCACUGCGGGAUGGGAUGAGGCAUGGAAGGACAGUGGCCUCCCUGAGACAAUCCUUGUAGAACAUCACAGGGCCAAGGCUUUAUCCCAAGUUUCAUAA